Molecule: messenger RNA, 1049 nt
Organism: Frankliniella occidentalis (western flower thrips)
Lineage: Eukaryota; Metazoa; Arthropoda; Insecta; Thysanoptera; Thripidae
Exons: 3
Coding region: 174-983 (269 amino acids)
Source: RefSeq, a predicted model, not a curated record
UGUGUAUUCCAUGACUGAAGGUAGGUGGGAAUCUGAGGGUGGUGCUGGUUCUUACUGUGGGCUCGGUAUGAUAUCCAGACUCCAGCCCCGUCCGCCUUGGUUUUCGCACUAAUCGUUUGUACCCCACGGGCCGGCGGGCAGAGGAUACUCUGCACGCGCCCGCCGUGGAGCUGAUGCAGGGCCCGCGAGUGCGCCGUCGGCCGUCGUCCACCUCCCUCAAGAAGGACGACAGACGCGUGGUGCGGCAGGGCGAUGGCUCCUUCCGGUCCAGGGAGGCCCUGGCCGCCCGCAACGCCCGCAGUAGGAAGGCCGCAGGCCUGCCCCCGAGGGAGGAGGCCUCGCCUGACCUCACCGCGCCCGUCAACGAGCUGCCGCCGGAGCCCAAGCCGAAGAAGAGGAAGUCCGGCCAGCGGAGGCGGAAGGCGAGGAAAGGCGUGAGGAAGACGACGGCCAGACCAACGCCCAGCCCGGCGACGGACGACUUCGUGGGCCAGCCCCUAUUCCCCGAAGUUCCCGCGGAAGUCUGGGGUCGCGGCGCUGGCGCGACGGCGCCGCUUGAGGCGCCAGCCUUCCCCAAGGUGCUGCUGCCCAGCCCGCCCUCCCUGGUGACUGAGCCGCCGCUGCCCCCGAACACCGAGGCCCCUCAGACCGCGGCCAAGUACCCGGACUUCCCUUCAACGACCGGGAACCCCAAGCGGGACGAAGCGAAGGCGGCGUCCCUGCGUCCGGAGGUGCGCGUCACACGUCAAGAGGACGAGGCCGAGGCCUCCAUGGAGGCGCUGCAGACGGCGACGGACGAGGUCCGCAUCGCCCGCCAGGGCGGUCGCCGCCUCAACGUGGACGUGCAGAGGCCGUCGGUGGACUUCCAGCAGGUGGACGUCAACCCGGACGGCUCGUACAGGUUCGCGUACAACACCAACGACGAGGGCCAGCACUUCAGAAUCGAGCAGGCCAACAGCGACAACCUGGUGGCCGGACGGUGAGUCGAGGAGGAUAUCCUUCCUAUCUCUCCCAUCGGAUGAGCCCCCCUCCCCUCUUUCGUUUCCCCG